This is a messenger RNA of Drepanopeziza brunnea f. sp. 'multigermtubi' MB_m1, 1419 nucleotides long. RefSeq lists its product as uncharacterized. The record is from RefSeq and is a predicted model, not a curated record. Lineage: Eukaryota; Fungi; Ascomycota; Leotiomycetes; Helotiales; Drepanopezizaceae.
AUGGUAGAAGCAACGACCGCAGGCCCUUCCAAUGAAGUGAAGCCCAAGAAGCUCUCUCGCACCAAAAUCGGAACCAUGAAGGUCUCCCAGCUGCGCAACAGUCUCCGCAGAGGGAAGAUUCGGAUGUCGGGCAAUGCCGGCGGAGCAGAACUCCACGCACUGUACGCACUAUAUGCGCUGCGGCUUCUCUUGGCCGAGGAAGAACCAGAUAAACAUCUCCUGGAAGCUGCUACGGGCUGGUGUGCCGCCUCAGUGGAGACUUUGACCGGGGAGGCCAGAGAGCGUGGCCUCCAUGACGAAAACACCCGAUGGGAUCUUGUUGAGGAUUUGAUCAUGGACGAGCAUGCAAAGCUUUUGGGAAAUAAUGACGACGAUGACGAUGACGACAACCACGACAACGACGAUAACGACGACAACGACGAUAACGACGACAACGACGACAACGACAACAACAACGACAACCACGACGACGAAAGCAAAUCCGAAUCCCAUAGCGAACCAGAGGAGACGACCGUCAAGACCGGAGCCAAAGACAAGGGGAAGGUAAAAGCCGCCAAGAAGACAGACCCAGCUCCCGACAAAGCUGUCAAGGCGAAGCCUGUACCGAAGAAGAAAGGAAAGGAGAAAGCCGUCGAGUCCGAGGACGAGGUAGAUUCUCUUGAGCAUCCCGCACCCGAGGUUGUGAAUCUGUUACUCACCAUGAUCUACUCACAUUCCGUUCGAAUCAAAGCCAAGAUCCCCAUGACCGGGGCUCCCGAGUUGUCAGCAGCGAGGUUCCGCAAGCGCCUGGAUGAGAUCCCCAAGAUCAAGACGGAAAAGGACGUCGAGAAGGCUCUGGUGUCUUCGAAGACUUCUGCCGUGCUGUCCUCGAUCCUCAAGACUUGCGGCGACAUGAUAAUCCCGGCUGACGGCGACCUCGUGAUUCCUGGCUUCCCCGAACAAGUGCUACAGUUCGUCGUAGCAAAGCCCGAUCGAUCCCUACAGAGCGCCUACAACAAACUCCCCGGAAGGGAUCAAACAAGGCUUCUCUUCCACGGUACACCGAUGGCCAACCUCUACUCGAUCCUGCAUGACGGUUUUGAUCCUGCAGGCCAACUGCUUGGACAGGCCACUCUCUGGCUGGCACGAGACCCGGGCUCUUCCCUCGAAUUUUCGAUGAAAGCGGGCUCGAUACCGCCAGAGUCGGAGUGGGGGCACACCCCCUUCCCCAGCUGGGGCGUUCUGCUCGGAUGCGAAACUGUCAGGCUGGGUGCGACGGCGAACGGUAUCACCCACAUUACGGGGGCCAUGGGCUCAGCCAUGGUGCGGUACAUCUUCUUGAUCCCCUCCGACGAUACCCCCGAAGUCGCCUCCAUGCCCACAGGCGCCCAGAUCGAAGACGGCAUGAGAAAGGCUUUGAAAUCGUUCCGCAGGCUGUGA